AUGGCGUCUGUCAGUACCGAAAGUGGAGUGCAGUUUGCACCAUAUUCUAGUGCUGUUGAUGCUGCAUUUUGGCAUAGACUUACGCAGAACAAACUGGAAAUAUAUCAGUUAGACGACAAGCCUCAACCGCUACAGGGAUAUUACGUAAACAGUGAGUAUGGUUCAAUUAGGGAAUGAGUGAUCAAGCAUAAUUUUGGUAAAAUUGAACAAACGCAUUUCUCUGUGAAUUUUGAAAUUAAGACUCAUUGAUUAUAACUUACGCUAGAUACCAACCAAUCCAACAGGAAAUCGGACUUAAUUCCGAAGUAAUUUUUCGUGGUUUUUCUUCAAAAGAUUAGAUAGGUACCAAUUAUAGCUACUCCUUUAAACUAAGGCUAAUUUUCUUUUGUAUUUAAUUAAGCUUAAUUUCAGGUAAAAAUUGUUAAUCGGGUUCAAUGUAAGUUUUAAGUAGGUAAUUUAGUGUUAUAACUGAGUUGAAAACGUAAAUUGGCCACCGUAAAAGGUAAAAAAGCUGACGUUUCGAGCGUUAGCCCUUCGUCAGAGCGUUAGAUAUAAGUAAUCUGGUUUUCUGAAACAAAUGCCAAGCCUGAGAGUGACUCUAGAAGAAGCUUGAUGUAUUCUGUGUUCUGGCUGCGAGCAACAUUGCCACAAUGCAGGGGUUAUAUUAAGGGUAAAUUAGGGUAGUACAUGGGGAUAAAGGGAGAAUUUUGUGGACCAAGGUAGUGUGGCUUGAAACAGGCCACAGUACAACUGUCUGGAGAGAGUUUAAAGUAAUGACAACGACAAUACUUUAUUCAAGAGAAGGAAAAUGAAAAAUUGCAAAAGUAUCUCUCGAAAGGAGAUAUUCUAGAGGUUAACCCUUUACAAAAGAUUCCCCGAAUAAAAAGACCAAAACACUUUAUACAGAUAAUUAAAACAUACAUACCUCCUACUAACCAAGUUUGAGGUCUGUACUGCCAGUUAAGGACCAAGUUUUUCCACUCAGAUUUAUUGCGGCUCAAGCAUGAAGUUCAAAUAGGGGGAAAGUUUUCAAUUGAAACAAAAUUAUGAAAAAUGGUGGGCUAUAUUGACCAAUAAUAAUGCACAUGUUAGCUGUGUCAUCUAUCCCCCCACCUGGAAAAAAAAUGAAAUAAAAUGAUAAAUAAAAUAAUAAUGAUAAUAGGUGGAUAGGUACAAAGUGGUAAUUUUAAGGGCUUAGUAAGUUUCUUAAAUCUGCUUUGCCUUAAGGGGAUAGGUGAUUAAUUAUCCUCUCUCUUAGGAUUAGGGCCUGAUAUACGUAUGAUCCCUAUACCUCAACUAUCCAGAUGAACCUAUGUAGGCCAUUGAAAGAAAAUUAAGCUAAAUACACAAUACCACUAAUUCAAGGGGUGACUUGCUGUUUUUUAUGGAAAUGAGUAAUUUUGUCAUGCUUUUUUUUUUAUUGUUAGCAGGUAAUUCAAAUGAUAAAAAUAUUCUGCAACCCUUAUGUGUAUUUAGUCUGCAGGGUUUCAUUUUCUUUUCCUUAGGUGAUCCUUCAGGGCUUGUAUGCCGCUUUAAUUUGGAUUAUAAUGCCUUUUCUAUGUAAGUGCAUAAAAUUCCUGCCCCACUUAUGUGUGGCUCAGUGUUGUCCUUUUUCCAAAUGACCUUUUCCAUUUUUUUUUCUGCAAUCUGUAUGGACCUGGCAUCUUUUCAUGGCUUUUGUUUUAACCAUUUAGAUUAGAGAUAUUAGAGAAUUGGCAUGAUUCAGUACCAGGGGUAUCUGUCUGACUGAAAAGAAUGAUUUUAUAUUCAUUUUUGGCUUGAAAACUAAUAUAAAAUAGUAACUGUGGACCAUGUUUAAUAAUUAUAUAACUUUUAUUUUGUUACUGAUAACUAAUAGCUGGAUAGUACAGAGGAUCUUAAUAAGUUAAAAAGAGGAAAGGAUGACUUUAUUAAGUGGUUUCAUGCCAUUGUUGAUUUAGAUCUGAGGGAAGGCAUUCAAAGUUUAGUGUAAACUUGAUUUUCCAGUGAGAAGCCAGCACCUCAAAGAACAUAUCCUAUGCAAGGAACAUUGAUCAAUACAAACACUAUUGAGGCAUUCAGAACAUACAAUAAAAUGGAGCUGAUCCAGUCAUUUGGACAAAAGGUAAAUUAACUGUGAUGGUUAUUUGUGGAAAAUGGUAGGAUUUGAAUUCUAAUGUUCUUACUACCAUUAACCAUAGUUUGAUUUGCAGAAAAACUCUGACUAAAUAAUUCCCUUGGGAGAGUUGUGCAACUUUAUUAUGUUAAUUGACUGAUUCAGAACAUCAUCUCCAUACAGUACAUCUACAGGCGCAUAGAAAUAACAUCUUCAGAAUGCCUUAAAUGUGACCAGUUCUGCUUACAAUUUUCAGAGUCCACAACAAUCCUUACAGAUGGAGUAUUGAAAACGUUUUUACCAACCAGUUCUAUGAUUGCCAAUGAUUUAUGAAAAAAGCCAAAACAUAUAAUGGAACAUUCCAUCAUAUGUUUUUCACAUGCCCUUUAGUCAGUUACGAAGUGACUAAAAUAUAACUAGAAAAGAAGCAUGACUUGAAAUGAAUCAUUAGUUGUUUAAAUAAGUCUUAAACUUUGUAUUGAAGAUAUGGGAUAAUGUAAAAUCAAGCAAGGCUUUGGAGGACCCAUCAGUGCUUUGUCAGUUUGUGCUUAUGACAUUUGCUGUAAGUUCCUUUUUUUAUGUUUUCUGGUUCUUGUAUCAAUAAGUGGGAUAUAGUAAAUGAAUAAUGUUAACAAUGAUCAUAAUAUUAAUUUCAUUUGUCUUACGAGAAUGCAUCAGUUGAUAUUAAGUAAAUUCUGGUGUAAGUCCAUGCAAAGGAACAGAUGAUUAAACUGAACAAACUAUUGAUAUUUAUAUCAGUGACACUAUAUACAGAAGAGAACUAGUAAUAAUUAUUGGUUUCCUCUCAGAUAACUCUGAGUGUUUAGUAACAGAGUGUGUCAUUAACUUGUAGAUGUUGUGGUUAAAAAUUUUCUUGGCUUAAAAUAUAUUCAUUGAUUUUUAUUUUCCUUUGUUUUGUGUUGUUAUAAAUGUAUAGAAGACAAAGGAAUAUAAAAUCAACUUGGUUUGAAAAAUUGCUUGAAAUCAAGAAAAAAUUAAAUAACUCCAGAAAUGUUGCAGCAAGAACAACAUGUACAAGUAGUUGUUUCAGAAACUUGUCCAGCUGAGCAACUUUCCUCCAAAAUAAGUGAGAAAUAGUGCUGGCUGUUGUGGUUAAUGAUGUAAUCAUUCUUCAUGUGUUUUUCAUCAGGAUCUAAAGAAAUAUAAGUUUUAUUACUGGUUUGCAUUCCCUGCUUUAUGUCCUGAGACCAGUACUACUCAUGUGGCUCCUCCUGUUCAUCUCGGUGACUACUUUACACCCUCUCAGGUGAGAACAAAUGUUCAGUUUGCUUGUUUUUUUGGUUGUUAAAUGACAUUUGACUUGAUUGUGGGUUAAGGAUUUUAUUAUUAAAUGCUUAAUAUGUUUAUUUUUAUUAAAUUUAUUUGUUGUUUUAACUCUAUAGAUUGCUAGUCUCCAAGCAUCGUAUGAUUCUCUCUCUGUGGGUGGUCUUGGUGAGUAAUUAUGAUUAUCAGAAUCAAGCUAUGAGUUUUCUGUAGUUCAAUUUAACACUAAAUCCCCAUUAGGAACCCACAAACAUAAAUCAAAGGCUCCUUAGAGUUACCUCACAAAUUUCUUAAUUUUUCAAUAAAGUGAUGAGAGCCCUUUGCCAUCUCCCUCCAAUAUUGCAUGACAUACCCUUUACACCCUAACAUCAGUAUUCAUAUUCUCCAUACUGUUCUCUGUACAUUUCCUAAGGUGCUGACAAGGAGAAUUUGUUUACAAUCAAGAGUUUUCUUUAGUUGGUGAUCAUUUCCUUUGUUCUCAUGACAUUAAUGUGUGAUUCAGAGGUAAUAUUGUAAGGAGAAAUUAAAUGCUAGUCACUCUUAGGGGAUAAAAGGUUAAAUCACUAGUUAAUUAUUGAUUUCAAAAGCACUAGCCAGAGUGCUGAAAGGAAACCACAUGCUCAAUAACAACAGUCAAAUUGAUGGCCUAACAGUAACUAUGUUCAUAGUUACCAUGGUGUAAAAAUGAAAGAACUCAAUUAUCCUUCUUUAACUACCACAGUCAUUGAGAUACCUUAAUGUGAGAUGCAUUAUGCUUGUCAGCACUUUUAUUUUGAUACCCCUUAUAAAUUAACAAUCAGCACUUUUUUUUACAGAUUGUCAUAAUCAAAGGAUUAUGUUUCAACAGUGACUUAUUAUUGAUUAUGGCCCAGGUCACACUACAGCCCAAACCAAAAAUUAGGCAGCCUAAAAAUUUUCGAAAAGUUGAAAGCACAACCAGAAGAGCUGAAAAAUGUGACACAAUAUUUAGGUCACACUACCAAAAUACAUAAAUAGGUCAAAAUCAACACAGUUGAUCAGAUUUCAUUUCUGGUGCAUAUUGUGUGGUAAUAAACAUGAACCCAAAUCAGGCAUUUUGCUUUGCUUUUGCCAUUCUACCUCUGCAAAUUAUUGACAUGCAACAGCAGCAAAUGUUUGCCUUUUUCAUCCUGUAUCAGAGAUGGGUAAAUGAAUACAUGCAAAUCCUGAAUGUCGCUUUUCUAAGAAGAGGGUGGCAUUUACGUAAAAUUUGUGUUGUGCCUUACACAAGGACCAUUCCUCACCCAGCUGAAUUAUGGUUUGAUAUUCAUUACUUGAACCCUGUGCUCCUCUUGCAGUCAUUUGUUGUAUUGUUUUUUUUCUUUUUCUGCCAAACCCUCAGCUGACCUGGAGCUGGUUGGGCCAUCACUCUCACCACACUCGCUGGUCUAUCGGACCAAUUAAGCAAAAUUCUGCUGGGUCCUGCUUGAUCUAAGAUUGGUCCAGCCAAUAUAGGGUUGAAACGACAAAUAUUUUGGCUUGAGAAUGAUCCCAGUGCAUAAAAUAAAGGAUAAUAUAAAGGAAAACAUCCAUCUAUGCUGAAAGUUGGUGGGUGAAUAUCAAAAUUCCUGCCAAUUAAAUAGUUUAACUGCAGGUCAUAUCUAGCUCAAAUGACUGGCAUUGACAGCUUUGGAAGCAGUGUCUUCUUUUUUUUCGAUUUUUUCAAAAUCUGCCUGCUCCAUCCAUGCACUUAAUGUCAUUGAAGUUUCUGCAGACUUUCCAAAAUUUUAGAUAUUUGUAAUACACCGGUCGCAUAAGGAAAUGCAUUGUGAUGACAGACAUUAAUCCUUUUUUGAUGGAUUAUUGAUCAAAACUUCCCUUCUGCAACCUGGGCCUUUUUUACCAUCCUUCCCCUUUUUUUCUAACACCUUAAUGUGAGAUACAUAAUGCAUGUCAGCAUCUUUUAUUUUUUUUAACACUGUCAAAGAAUAUUUGAACCAUUUAAUUUAAAUUAAUGUGACAGAACUGCACAGUUUUUUUUUCUGGUAGAGCUUUCCCCCUAAAACAGAUUUUAAGUUAAAGUAAAAAAUUCCAAGAAAAUUGAUUUGUUGCCAACAGGACCUGGAUUCUUUCUUGUCAAGGUUACUGAAAGUGAGGUGACUGUGGGAAGUAUAAGAGAAUGGGAGACAUUUUUUAGCAUGGAUGAUUCAAAGGUGAGGCAGAUGCUUAGAUCUGUCACACAGAGUUACAACAGAUUUAUGUUACACUCCUUAAUCAAAACAAGAUAAUCUUGAUGUAUGUCAUAUACAGUAAAAUGCAAAACCAAACCAUUAGCUAUUGGAAGAAAGUGGUGACAAAGGCUUGGGACAAAAUGGAAUAAUUUAUUUUUGCUAUUACUAGCACCAUGCCUUUGUCCAACUGCAGAGUAAGCCCAUCUUCUCCCACUUGGCUAAGAGGAAAUGAAAGAGACUUCUCCCCAGGCUAUUGAACUACAGUAUGUAUGUGGCUACACACAUGCUAUUGCAUUUCUCUGCUAUUUGUCAUGUUUGUGAUGCCUUUCAUUGUCUUUUCACUAAAACCCACAUAUUUGGAAGGAAAAAAUUAGCAGAUAUAUUUGGUGAAGGGGAGAAAAAAUUAGGGUGCUUUGUUUAUGGUAAUAUUUAGAAAGAUCUUACAAGAAUAAACUAAAUCAGGAGAAUAAGUUUGACUCUGUGUGAAAUUAAUCUAAAUUGAUCAUAGCAAGAUUUGUGCUAUCUCAAAUAGAUUAAUACCUAUGAAGGAGCUAAGAUUUAAUUUUUUAGAAAGUGAUGAGUUAUUGUUGAAUGUACAGUUCAUGGUGGGAUUUGCCGAUCCAUGCACACUGCCAAAAAAUCCAGGCUGGCCUCUUAGGAACUUUCUUGCUCUGCUGUCAUACCACUGGUAAGUACAUGUGGAAAAUGUUGAUGAGCAGAACUCAUUGAUUACAAAGAAAUUUUCUUCUGUCUUGCACUCUGCUAGGAUCAGCAAUGUUGAAAAUGUCAUGUGAGUAGAUGGAAUAAAAACUAUGGUAAAUUACAGGCUUGCUAAUGAAAUAAAAAAGAUGUUUUUUGCCUUGAUCAUGAGACAACAAGAUCUUAGUCCACAUUAGGAGUCAAACUUUAAACUAUUACUUUUGUGACCUCAAUUUGUUUUUGUGGUUAAAUUUACUAUGGUUACUGGUACCUUUAGUUAAGAUGAUAUUCCUGUCAUUGUUACAUCCUUUUGCACAUAUUUUUGUGCAUCUUACCAUUAUGAUUAAAUUUUUCCUGUAAGUACUGGUGGCCAUCUUGCACAUCAAUUAGUUGCAAGAGUUCUAUCAUUUCUUGUACUAUUACUCUUAAAUAUGUUUCUAUCUUCAAUUACAGGGGUACUGCACUUGAAAAUGUGAAGGUUUUAUGCUUGCGAGAUCAAGUCAGAUCUGGAAAAAGAGAAACAUCCCACAGCUUGGUGUUAAAUAUCAAACUACCCAUGUUUACUAAAACUGGUAAUGAUUCAUUGUUAUUCAGUAAUACAGUGUAAGCAUGAACAAGAAAAGCUUGUAACCGGGUUAUGGUCUUAGUUUCCUAAGCUUUCAAAAUCAUAAAUUUAUGGAGGAUGAUGAAAGAUUCUCUUGGGUUUAUAUCUUUAGGAGAGACUAAGAUUUCUAUUGUUUUCCUCUUUCAUAAACAAAGUAUUCUAAGAUCUCUUUCUCUUUGCACUGGUGGUUCAGAAGAGUUUUUGUUUUUCACCCGAUUUCAAAAUAAUAUUAAGGUCUCUUUCAAGAAAACAAAAGUAACAGUUACAAUAAUUUAUUUAUUUAAUUAUUUCUCUUCAGUGAGUUCUACUGAAUUUUGUUUUUCUCAGAGAGUCCCAAGUGUGUUGGCUGGGAAAAGAAUAAAAGUCAAAAGCUAGUACCAAGGAUGGUGGAUCUGAGUUCUACUAUGGACCCUGAGAGGUGAUCACUUUUGAGUGCUAACACUGCAUUCUUUCUAUAUAUGUAUUUAGCUCGCUAUAGUUUAUUUUUAAUAGUUUUUUUAAAGGCUUAAAAUAUAGAACUUGCUUCGUAGGUCUUUAUGGUUUUAAGGGCCUUUUCUGCAAAGCUCUACACACACUGUUUUCUGCCUAGAGCUUGGGAGAGAGGUAAAUCAUUGUUCGUCUGGAUUUGCAUUGAAUUCUAGGCUUGCAUCAUCAUCAGUGGAUCUGAACUUAAAGCUAAUGCGAUGGAGAUUGCUACCAUCACUUGAUCUGGACAAAAUUGCACAAACAAAAUGUCUUCUCCUUGGCGCUGGUACCCUUGGUUGUAAUGUGGCCAGAUGUCUAUUGGUAUGCUACCUAACUGUAAUGUGCUAUCAUAGAUAAACAUUGUGUUAACAAGCUGAAAAAUAUCGGACACCUUACCCAUGCCAUGAAAGGACGGACCCAUAAGCAUAUUAGGAACAGGAUACAAGAUAGUGAGCUUUGAAUGCUGGGCUUCCCUCAUCCAGCGGCGGAGAGACAGGCGGAGAUCUCAAAUACAAGACUGACUAAACACAAACGAGCGAUUUGAAAAAAUGACGCGAACGGUCAUUUUUCUGAAAAUACUUCUAUCACGAACUGCUUUUAUGGGAUGACCUCAGAAAGCUGGUUAACUGUCUAACUGAGAAGAGACUCUUCUUAACGGAUGUCAACAACCUCUGGCUCCAUGUGUAUUACUCAUUCACGACAUAUUGACGUGACAAACGACAUAACUUCACCAAUGGAUCAUGACUAACCAAACGGUUUACAGUCAAGUCGCCCGAGAGUCAUCUCGCCCGAAGUCAUGUCAGGUUGCCCGUCGCCCGAAAAAAAAAAGUCAAGUCGCUCGAAGAAACAAUACUAAAAACAUCAGAAUUUCAGACUAUAAAUAGACAAUAAAGUUGGGAAAUUUUUAUCACUAAGGCGCUCUUUCUUUCCGACAACUCCCUGAAGAUUCUAAAAGCGGAAAAAAAAGAAACAAAUACCAAAAACAUCAGAAUUUUAGUGUACGUUUGAGUAACGAUUCUAGAAGCGUUAUUCGUUUCUAGCAACAAAGGAAAGCGUUGUCCGUUUCUAACAACAAAAUGAAGCGUUGUUCGUUGGUAUGUACUCGUUUCUUACUAACGGACAUUUCGUAAGCUUGAGGAACUCUUUCUUGGUUUCUAACAAUACCAUGAAGACUUUGACCGCACAGAAAUCGAUCGCAUGGUCGGAAAUGAAAUAUGUUUGAGUAACGAUUCUAAAAGCGUUGUUCGUUUCUGACAACAAAGGCAAGUAUUGUUUGUUUCUAACAACAAAAUGAGGCGUUGACUUGUCGAACGCGACAAUCGACAUUCGUUUACCAAGUUUUUUCAUCUGUUAUUGUUAAGAAAGUCAGAAAUAGACACAACAGAACUUUACUUGUCAUGGUAUUGUUAGAAAACAAGAUAAAGUUUCUCAAGCUUACGAACCGUCCGUGAGUAUGAGACGAUUACAUACCAAACGAACACUUCAUUUUGUUUUUAGAAACGAACGACGUUUCCCUUUAUUGAAAGGAACGAACAACGCUUUUAGAAUCUUCGAGUUGUCGGAAACAAAGAGCGCUUUAGUGAUAAAAAUUUCCCAACUUUAUUGCCUAUUCACAGUCUGAAUUCUGAUGUUUUUAGUAUUUGUUUCUUUGGGCGACUUGCCUUUUUUUUCGGGCGAUAAUAACUAAAAUUUCGGGCAACCUGACUCAGGUUUCGGGCGGCAUGACUCUCGGGCGACUUGACCGGUUACCAACCAUACACAAGUGACUCACGCUGCUUUGGUUCUACUUCCAAUAACAUCACGUCACAAAUGGCCAAUCAGUUCCCAUGAAUCAGACCACAAAUCCUCCAUUUAGCACCUUCCCCUCAAAUGAGCGCGCCUUACGAAUAAACGCCCAACGCUCCCCCCCCUCAAAAAAAGGAUAAUAAGCACUUCUUCCCCUCCUGCACUAUAUUUUAUUGAGGGUGAUAACUUUUGCCGAAUUAGUUGCUGUACUAGAUUUGCACAUUUAUUCUGUGCAUUUUCCAAUUGUUAAAUGUUUUUCUUUCUUUUUAAGGGCUGGGGUGUUCGAACCAUUACCUUUGUCGACUAUGGAACUAUUUCAUUCUCCAAUCCCGUUCGUCAAACUCUGUUUGAGUUUGCCGACUGUCAGGACGGAGGCAAGCCUAAAGCAGAGACUGCCGCGUCUGCACUUAAAAGGAUAUUUCCUGGUGUGGUAAGAUUUACUAGAGUGCCAGUACUAUUUUGUUUAAUAUUACUGAUUGUGAGGAUGACACCUAACAUUAUCAAACCAUCACUUAAAUUGUUCAAUUUCGUUAUAGUUGGUUAGUUAGUUGUGUAGGUUGGAAGGAAUUUAAUAGCCAUUCCACUGUUUAUAUAACUUUUAUUCAGUGGUUUGUGUAUUUGAUUAUCUUUUUUUUUUGCCACUCUGUAAAACGUUUGUGUUUUGUCGAUAGAAUGCGUCAGCUGUACAGUUGUCCAUUCCGAUGCCAGGCCACUCUGUUGGACAAUCUCCAGGUAAAUUAAACUUUCCUUUGUAAGUUGUUUGAUAUAUCACUAUCUGAUCUGUGAUAAUUUAUCUCUACAAUGUUUCAAUAACGACAAUUACUUUUAAAGAGGAUAUGGAGAAAGUUCAAGGAGAUGUGAAAAAACUUGAAGAGUUGAUUGAAUCUCACGAUGCUGUAUUUCUGCUGAUGGACACACGAGAAAGCCGCUGGCUACCGACAGUUAUUGGCGCUGUUAAAGGGAAGGUAAUCUUAGGCUAACUUUUAUGGAACUUUGAAAAACCAACCCGGUACAGUUAAAGUAAAGAGGCAGCUUUCAGAAAAAUGGAUAUACUUCAGUAGGUACUUUGACAUCUCAAGUACUUUACAGACCACUAGGUAACUAUGAUGACAACUUGAAGUUUGAGAUCAAAAACCAGUUUCACGGCUCCAGACGAAUCACAUGAGACUCGUAUAACUGUAAGAGGCAAGUUUGUAGUAUCCAACUUCAUUUGAGGGAAUGAUUGUUGUCAAGUGUCGAUAGCUAUCAUGAGGUUCAAAAACGUGCACGUAAAUUUUUUUUCAGUUUGUUAUUACAGCGGCUCUUGGUUUUGAUACAUUCCUUGUGAUGCGCCAUGGUUCCAGACAGAAAGCGCAUGUUAUUUGCGAAGGAGCGUCCAAACUAGAGUCCAUACCAGGAGCCUCUCUGGGCUGUUAUUUUUGUAAUGAUGUGGUGGCACCAGGAGACGUAAGUCAUUUAAACCACAGUACAUACUAUUUAAGCGAUAGACCGACCUAUCGGUUUACCGGCGUUAUAACCUACUUGGGAUUUUGGAAGAACACAAGAAAGCUUCUUCAAGUUUGUAGAUCGUGAGCCGGAGGCAAGUCAUUCACAAACUUUCCGAGUGUUCUCCCAACAUUCUGAGAGGAUUAUCGCGCUAUUAAACCGUUUGGAAGUGCGGUCUAUUACUUUUACAAAUUAGAAUUAAAACAAAACACAGUCUGUUUCAAUUUUAUAUGGGAUCACCGAUGCAAUAAACAAUAGGUUUUUGACCAAUCAGGGCGCUCGUAAUUCAGUUUUUCUUUAGUAACUUGUAGAAGUCCAACCUCAGAUACUUAAAUCAUUUAUAUUUUGGAGGUGUUUCUUCCCUAAGGAGUAAUCUUUUUUAGUUAUAAAAUAAGAUUUUGAAUACUUUAUCAGUAAUGACUCAGUUUUUGACGUUAUUUUGUGGAAACAGUCCACUAGAGACCGUACGUUGGACCAGCAGUGCACAGUAUCCAGGCCUGGUAUGUCAUACAUAGCGAGUGCCCUGGCUGUUGAACUUCUGGUUUCUCUCACUCAACACCCUCUGGGGUAAGUAGGAAUUCUUGUGUUAUCGCUUAAUUCAAUUUGUAAAAUUACGCUAUAGGAAUGCCCAUUACAUACGAAUCCCUAUAACGUCCUGUUACACGGACAAUGAAGUUCUAAAUAUGCAGUGGAUGAAAUGGAACACAAAGGAUAAGAUUGGCCUUACAUUUCUCACUGAGACUAGUCAAAAGGUCUCAGAUGGUCGAAGGUAAAAUAACCGAAAGUAAACAAAUUUAUCGGAAUGAGAUUAGUUGACCUUUAUGUUGCCUAUCUUAAGUGUAUGAUAUGACUGAACGUAUAUUAAUCAGUGUAAUGGGUUUGACUUUGACAGCAAUGAAGCGGCCGCUGACACAAGCGCUAAAGAAGCUCAUCUGUCAGCUGAUCUGGAGUGUAAGUUGGGCCUUGUACCUCAUCAGGUAAGAUUGUUAUUCGUUCUAAUAGACAAUGUAGUGAUGUCAAUAUAUUUCAUUUAUUAGGCAAAGUUUAAUGUCAGUUUGCUUUCUUAGUAGAUACUUUGUUUGUGUUUCUUUCAAGAUUCGUGGUUUUCUUUCAAGAUAUCAUCUAGUUCUUCCCGCAAGUUUAGGCUUUGACAAAUGCAUUGCUUGUUCUUCCAAGGUAUGACAAACUGUGAUUGCCAUCAGAUAACGUUUUUUUCCUCUUAUUCGUGGUCUUAGAACACUAGGGGGCAGGUUUCUGUGAGAAACAGCUUUGGCCCGAGGGCUUUACCUCUUAGUAAUUUGCUAAUGGAGAUAUGCUGCUGGAUGGGGUUGCAUUUUUCAAAACUGGAUGGACUAUGUUGGGGUUGCUUUUUAAUACAGUUUCUUGAAUGGGGUCACACAUCUGCAAGAUAUUGGUAAGGAAAAGGUGUUCUACACUCAGUUUAACAAAUUAGGACAACCAAAGGCUUUAUAAUGUACAUCUAUCACUAGAUCAUAACAAAGUUGGGAUCGCGAAAAUUGCAUUUGCCAAAAAGACUAAGAUGGGGUCCAUAAUUGGCCACAGAAUAGACUAUAAAUGAAGUAGGGGUUCUGAGAGGCCAGCGGCACUUACCCUGAAAAAUUGACCCAAGUGACCCUCUACCCCAACCCCCCGGGUUUUAUACCUGCAUUUAUCCCAAUAAUUCUUAAUUAUUGCAACGUGUUUCGAGGAAAUCGUCUGUCACAAAACAACUUGUUCUCAGUUAAGUCACUGCGACUUGUUGGCAAGGGUGUGGCUCUCACUCUUUUGUCUGUUGACAAUCGUUUUUCGCUAUCGGUCGAUCAAGUGGAAUAUAUCAAAAGCGAUUGAUAUCGAUUGUCACCGAUUUUCAUCAAGUAUUGAGUUGUCUGUUAAUUGUUCUUCCAGGUUCUGUCGAGCUAUGAAAAGGAAAAAUUUUCUUUCCUGAUAAAGGUUUUUAAUGUUCCAAGCUACUUAGAAGACCUAACAGGCCUGACACAGCUUCUUCAGGACACAAGAGUUAGCGAGGUUAGUCGAUGAUAUGUCGUUCUUGGUUUCUACAGAUUUUCUGUUUAUCAAAUAACUGUAACCAUCACACCACCACUCAGUUUGAAAAAUCUCAAUUCGGCACUACAAUGGACGGCAAACGGCAAAAGUCGAACGUCCCUCAUUCUGCUGUCUUUUUUACACUGAAUUGAAAAUAUUUGCAUCAACUGGGAACGACUCCGUUUUUUUGAAAAAUUUCCAAAUUUGAGUUAAUUUUUUGCCGUUUCCCGUGGCCAAAAACGAAAGAAAUACACUACUUACCUAGAGAAACAUCACUUCGUUAUGACGCGAUACUUUUCUACCUUACGUUGCCUAUUACAUUUAAUACAAUGCAUUAACUACUUGCAGCGCGCUACAUUUCUUGCGCAGAGGCAUUGCUUACAGUUACGAAGGAAAACGGAUACCGUGUAUUACUGUUGAUAUUGUGGAAAAGGUUGUGGCCAUUCAUGGUGGUGAAUGAAAUUGUCAUGAAGUGUAAUCUUUUUCCAUGGUAUACGCACCUCCCAUGUGGAUCGCUGAAGAAGUGUACAAGUUUGCAGAAUAUGCUGCAUCACCGAUAACUAACCUUUGCCUUUAAUUCCACUGAUUUUGGGGGGAAAAGCAAUCAAAGAAAGAAAGAAUAACUUCAGCAAUCUCAAUAUGUGCACUGUCUAUUAUAUGAGGGUGUAAUGUUGAAUAGCUAACCAUCAGACGCUCCUUAUAUCCCUUCGUUAGAACGUAAACAAACAUUGAAUAUAUUCUGGUGGAGAGGAAGUAGUAAUAGUAAUCUCACGCUGGUUUGUUGUCUCAGGUUUGGGAGAUGAGUGACGAUGAAAUGGUAGAAUAACCAAACAAAGGGAGGUCGAACCAUUGUGUGAUGAACGUCACAAGAGAGGACAAAAGGAACAUCAAAUCAAGUUUUCAACAAUGAUUAUGCCGACACGCGGCUAAAGAUGAUAAACUGAAUAUCAUCACAGAAAUUAUUUGAUUCAAAUUUUUAUUUGAAUUUCCGUUCAGCUGGUGUACUAUACAACCAAUAUGAUUUUUCAGACUUGUGGAAAACGGAAACCAGUUUCUGUUCAUCACAGAUAAAAAUAGUGUCAUAUUCGAACGUUCUAUUACCGACCAAUUUUUCAAUGCUUCAUUUUCCGUUUAGUGAACGGAUUACAAGUCAGAAUUAGAGGAACAAUCCAGAAGUCAGCGAUGUGCGGUACAUGUGACAUUUGAAAACGUCAAAAUUUACCACAUCGAACCACAUGGGGAAUGUUAAAAAGUAAUAAUUGAUUUUUUGAAUACUAAAAUAAAGUAAUUGUCUGCCCG
Pocillopora meandrina is the source of this 13948-nucleotide messenger RNA. The record is from the annotation of a GenBank genome assembly. NCBI's taxonomy places the organism in Eukaryota, Metazoa, Cnidaria, Anthozoa, Scleractinia, Pocilloporidae.